AUGGCAAAAGACGUAUUAUGGGUUUCAUUUUAAAAACCGCUACAUUAAGUGGUGGUGAGAAGCUAUUACCCUAUUUAAACAAUACAUCUUUGGCUCUUGAAAACCAAGUAAAUUUUGAAAUUUUACCCAAGCUAAGGAAAAUAUAUGAAAAAGAAAAUAAAUCCAUCAACUUUUCUCCGAUUGCUUAUAAAUUUCCUCAAACUGUACCGGAAGAGUAUAUCCUCUUCGAGGAUUUACAAUAUAAAGGUUACAGAUGUUUUGGACAAUCGGGUGGUCUUGGCAGCAAACAAAUAGAAAUUGUUUUGACAAAUUUGGCAGCAUUUCAUGCUGCAAGUGUAACUUCAAACAAAUUUGAAAUGAUUUCCGAGAAAUCCUCAAGGAAAAUGCCAUCCAUUUCCGACAGGAUUUUUAAGGAGCAUUUGCAUAUUUAUAAUUUGCUAAAAUAUGAAGACACAAUUAAAUCUUUACAAACUAAAUUUUUGGAGCCGCAAUAUUAUUUCAAUCCUCAGGAAUUUCAGGUGCUUUCAUUGGGCAAUUGCACCCUGGAUAAUAUGUUGUUCCAUAUGGAUGCAUUUGGCAAUAUUAAAGAUUGUGUUUUCCUCAAUAUUGGUUAUUGUUCGUAUGACAGCCCCGCCAAGGAUUUGUGGUAUAUUUUGCUGUCAUCAAUCAAUACGGAUGAGCUAAUAACCAAAUUAGAAUAUUAUGUCAAAUUCUAUUAUGAUCAAUUGACAAGCUUUUUGAAACAGCUGAAAUUAAAGGGAACUUUGCUGAAGUUGUCGGAUUUGCAUUACGAAAUGAUGAAAAAUAAUAAAUGGGAUUCUAGUGUUAAAUUUGUUAACCACGAUAACAAAGUCUUGUUAACCACGAAGUCAGGAACCAACGAACUUCUCAGUGAGGUGGUAUCGCUGGUAACGUAA
Molecule: messenger RNA, 917 nt
Organism: Musca vetustissima
Lineage: Eukaryota; Metazoa; Arthropoda; Insecta; Diptera; Muscidae
Exons: 3
Source: RefSeq, a predicted model, not a curated record